This is a messenger RNA of Brassicogethes aeneus, 2088 nucleotides long. The record is from the annotation of a GenBank genome assembly. Lineage: Eukaryota; Metazoa; Arthropoda; Insecta; Coleoptera; Nitidulidae.
UUCGUGCUAUACGAAACAGCGCGCGCUAACAACCACAACCAGAACCUCACGUGGAAAACGAAAUAACAAAACGAAAAAAAAAACGACACAACGAACGCGCUGACUUAAAUUAACAAACUUAAGAUGUGUGUGUAAGUGAAUAUUAAAUUGUGAUAGUUUUUCAACAUGUUUACACGAUUCGACGCUAAUAAAUCAACAAAAGGUGCCAGUAAACUGAGAAGAGACCUGAUAAAUGCCGAAAUAGCAAAUUUAAGGGAACUUCUACCAUUACCUCCUUCAACUAGACAAAGAUUAUCCCAACUACAACUGAUGGCAUUAGUGUGUGUUUAUGUGAGAAAGGCGAACUAUUUUCAGCAAGCUUUCAAAUGUCAUGACGCGGGGAUCCAUCAAAGUCCGACUCCAAAUAUUGGCUUCUCAAAGGCUCUCAGUGGAUUUUUGAUGAUGACGACGCAAAAUGGUAAAUUAUUAUAUAUUUCGGAUAAUGCUGCCGAGUACCUGGGUCAUUCCAUGGUGAGUGUCAUACAGGAGGAUCUGCUAAUUCACGGCGACAGUGUAUACGAUAUAAUAGAUAAACAAGAUCAUCAAGCGAUUCAAUGUGAAUUGGGCAGGCCUGUCAAUAGCGGAUCAAAUACUAAUCCGUCAGACGAGUUUCGAUUGUUUUUGUGUAGAAUGAACGUCUCCCGCAACGCUCGAAGGCAAAUGAGAUUCGGGGAUCAAAAGGUAGUUUUAGUGCAAGGAAGGUAUCUGUCGUUUCUUCCGUUGUGCAGCCGAAAUGAGCCAGUUUUUUUGGCCACGUGCACUCCGGUCGCCAUGCCGGAAACCAGGGAAUGCGUAGUACAGGGAGCCACUAAUGUUUUUACCUCCAUCCAUUCCAUGGACAUGAGAUUUAUGCAUAUCGAUAACAACGGCGAAUUCUAUCUAGGCUUUCAGCGCUCUGAUCUCCAGGGGGUGUCCUGGUAUCGGCUGCUGCAUUGGGAAUGUACGCGUGAGGCUCAAACAAAACAUCGACUCAUAACUCAAUCAGAGCAGGAGCGCUCCUGCAUACUGCUGGCGAAAUUUCAGCGACGUUCCGGCGAAUGGUUGUGGAUGCAUUGCGUUUUGCAAGUGAAGGAAAGCUCGGAAAGCAACCAGCAACCUGUAAUAGUGUGCACGAAUCAAGUGCUAAGCGAGGCUGAAGCUGCCGUAAUGCGCACCAAUAGCUGGCUCUACCAUUACUAUUCCGUCCAAAAUAAACUUCAGUACGGCUUGAGCUACGACGUCGGCCCUUCGUCGAGACUCCUCUACUACCCGACCGACCACCCGCAAGGCCCUGACUUCGCCACAAACCACGAAACGACCAAUUACACGCACAUAAACGCGAUGACGCCUUCAUUGCAGCCGCAUCUCACUCACCUGACAACCCAAACCCAGCACCAGAACCCGCACCAACGGCACCACCGACGAACGGACGCAGAGCCAGUAGAUUACUCGUACAGCAAACGCAAGCCCAAAGAACUCGAGAACCUCGAACUGGACGUGGCCGACGUGGAUGCGCCCGAUCACGACGGCGGCGGCGGCAGCGGGCUGCUGGUCGUGUCGCACGCCUCGGAACGACCGAGGACGCUCCUCAAAGUCGAUCCGAGCGAGCUGAUGGACCAGUGGAACCCCAGCCCGCCCUGGUCCGACACUCUGCAGAAGGUUCCGGAUCUGUGCCACCAAGAGUUGAGCCCCUACAUCGGGAGCACUCCUCCGACUCCCACGGCAACUCCGAGCACCCACUCCGGGAGUGCGUUCUCCUUCGACUGGAUGCCGGAGCAGUUCGUUCCCUCCUUGACUGCCUCGCUGACGGUGGAUAACAACGAAAGGCAGAUUUACUGGCCAACAGAGCACAGGCUUUUUCCCCUGCAGCCCCCUCCGAAGAGGAAACACCCCCCUCCAGGCAGAUCGGACUCAGCUGAUCGUGAUACACCUUAGUGUCAAUUAGUGUGAUUCAUUAGCUACCUAUUUCAUUGUGCCAAGUGCAAUAUCGUACCGAACAUUUUAUUAUUAUUAUUAUUAAUAUUAUUAUUAUUACUAUUAAUAUUAUUUUAUUUAUUUAAAGUAAGUAGG